AUGGCAACUCCAACAGAUAUUCCAAUUAUAAAAUCCAAAAUAAUUAAAGAUGAAACGUAUCAUGAAAAUUAUAAAGAAAUGCUUUCAAUGAUUUCUACAUUAAAUGAUCGAUUGGCUCAAGCAACAAAACAAGGCAGCAAAAAAGCAAUAGUACAACAUUUAAAAAGGGGACAAUUAUUAAUUCGUGAUAGAAUUGAUCUUUUAUUAGAUGAAGAUUCGCCUUUCUUGGAAUUAUGUCCAUUUGCAGGAUGGGGUCAAGAUGAAAUGACACUAGGUGGAUCAAUAGUAGCAGGUAUCGGAUUAGUAAAUGGAGUGGAAUGUAUGAUAUCAGGAAAUGUACCAACAUUAUUUGGAGGAUCCUCAAAUGAGAUUAGCGUUGCAAAAGGGGAAAGGAUAGCAGCAAUUUCAAUAGAAAAUAAUUUGCCAUUUAUACAAUUAAUUCAAACAGGAGGAGCAAAAUUAGAUCAACAAUCAAGAGUAUUUCAUCCGGGUGGUGGACAAUUUCGUAUGUUGUCCCAGAGGACGAAAUUGAAUUUACCAACUUGUAGCGUAGUAUUUGGUAGCAGUACGGCAGGUGGAGCUUAUGCUCCUAGUUUAAGCGAUUAUGUUAUUAUGGUAAAAAAUCAAGCUCAAGUAUUUCUCGGAGGACCUCCUCUUGUACAAAUGGCAACUGGUGAAAUAGUUGAUGCUGAAAGUUUAGGUGGUGCUGAUAUGCACAGCAGGAAAUCAGGUGUAAGUGAUCAAUUAGCUUUAGAUGAAUAUGAUGCUAUUAAGAAAGCGAGAGAAUUUAUUGGAAGAUUGAAAUGGCAAAAGAAAGGGAAGGUUCCCGCUACUCAUCUUUUCCCUAGGAUCGAAGAACCUUUGUAUGAUGCCGAUGAAUUGCUAGGAUUUGUUUCUGCAAAUAUUAAAGUUCCUUUUGAUGCUAUUGAGGUGAUUGCUCGCAUAGUUGAUGGCUCAAGAUUUACAACUUUUAAACCGCUAUAUGGUCCGAAUAUUAUUACGGGAUGGGCCUACGUUCAUGGGUUUCAAGUGGGCUUGAUUGCGAAUAAUAAUGUUAUAUUUACACAAGAAGCUAAUAAAGCUACACAAUUUAUUAGAUUAUGUAAUAUGAUGAAUGUACCACUUCUUUUUCUUCAAAAUACUACAGGAUUUAUGGUAGGGAAAAAAUAUGAAGAAGAAGGUAUUAUAAAAGCUGGAGUACAUUUUGUUAAUGCUGUAAGUAAUAGUGAAGUACCAGCUAUCACAAUUAUGAUGGGUGCUUCUUAUGGUGCUGGUAAUUAUGCAAUGUGUGGUAGAGCUUACAAUCCGAGGUUUCUAUUUUCGUGGCCAAAUAGUAAAUGUUCCGUUAUGGGACCUGAUCAAUUAACUGGUGUUAUGGAUAUUAUCAUGAGAGAAUCUUCUUCUAGAUCAGGUAAACCAAUUGAUGAAGAAUCAGCGGCAGCAAGAAAAGAAAUUUUUCGGUCAAUGGUAGAAAAUGAGUCUGAUGCUUAUUGGACAAGUUCAAGAUUAUUAGAUGAUGGCAUAAUUGAUCCUAGAAUGACUAGAGUUAUUUUAGGAUUUUGUUUGAGUAUUAUUUAUAAUGAACAAGUCAAAGGUGGUGGUUUAGACGAUGCUAAAAUAUUUUAA
Messenger RNA from Funneliformis caledonium, 1626 nucleotides. NCBI's taxonomy places the organism in Eukaryota, Fungi, Glomeromycota, Glomeromycetes, Glomerales, Glomeraceae. The record is from the annotation of a GenBank genome assembly.